AUGGCUGGACCUAGAAAGCACUCGAGGACUGGAUGCGUAACUUGUAAGGUGCGCAAGAAGCGGUGUUCUGAGGACCGACCGAUUUGCAACGAUUGUGAUAGACUGGGGUUUACCUGCGUAUAUUUACCCAAGACCAGCAAUCGACAGGUUCUCUCGAGGUACAAGGCACAAGUGGAACAGGAAUUGCUUGGUAAGAAGAACCAUAGGAGGGUUGAUGAGGAUGAAGUGGCUCUUGAUGGUGAAAUUGUCUCGCUUGGCGAAGAUCCGUAUCUAUCACAACCGUUAGCGGACCCUCUUAUGAGUCAACUGGAUCCCGUUGGGGUUCAUCUAUACAGUUACUACCGUACUCAUCUCGCGCAGAUCAUUUCAAUAGCACCUACGCGGCAGAAUUACUAUUUGCAGGUGUUUUUACCAAUGGCACAUCAGCAUGCCGGAAUCUUAAACGGAAUAAUGGCUUGGUCUGCUCAUCACCUUUCGAUCACUACUGAGAAUGGCGAAGGUGCUGAGCAGCAACGGGAUAGUAGCUACCUUGAGCUCGCUAACAAAUACACAUUGAAAUCCUUGGAAAGGUUGCGGUCCGAAGAAACGAACAGUGAAACAUUCCUGUGGACGCUAGCGCAAGUAUUGGUUCUCUGUGCUGCAGAGAUUUGCCAAGGUGAUGUCAAGAAGUGGAAAAUUCUACUCAAGUUUGGAGCUGGGCUCAUAGAGAAGAAUGUUGGCAGUGACAUCUCCAAGCUUUUGUCCUUACGCAGCUCGCAAUCUACAAUGCCUCACCUUGAUUCCAGGACUCGAUAUUGGCUGCUUGCAAAUUUCAUCUACCAUGAUAUAAUGUGCUCUCAGGGCACUUUCUUCGCGACUGAACAGUACAGAAAAGUGUUGUACCAACAGGAACAGGAAACUCCAUCCGUGUCCACUGAGACACUACACUUGGACCCUCUACACGGAAUCAACCGCCCGAUUCUGCUCUAUUUGGGAGAUAUCACGAACUUGAUGAGAAAGAUGAAACAAAGCUCAUUGCCCUUCAACAAGGACCACCCGCAAUUCAGAGAAUAUAUGGAAGCAGCUCACGAUCUAGAAAUGAAACUGCAUCAAGCAGUACCGAAUGUUACAGAUUUGAAAGCUUAUCGAGAAACAUCCAGCGACAAUGAUCUGUGUCUUCACCUGUUCCGUCUUAUGCAAACCGCCGCAUUGAUACAUUUGAAGACAACCUGUCUCAAAUAUUCCAAAUACUGCUUAGAGAUCCAGUACCUGUGGACGCUGCUUUCAGACAGGCUGGAUCUUGUUCUGGGAACUAAGCUCGAGGGGUCACUGUGUUUUCCUAUGUUCAUAUGUGGCAUAAACUGCAUGGAUAAAGAACAGAGAGACUUGGUGGAGUGGAGGUUCAACAACAUAAUGAAAAGAUACAAGUGCUACAAUUUCCAGAGGGCAAGAAUAAUCAUGAGGAAAGUUUGGAAUCAUGAAAACGUCGAUGUCUCUGAUUUAAGAAGUGACAGUGUAUCCAGCCACAGCUCGGAUAACUCGGAGUUCAUGUUCGAUUUAACCAACAAGGAUUGGUACGAUAUAGUGGACGAAAUGGGUUGGGAUAUAAGUUUGCCUAAGGUCUCAAUAUGUCAUAUAAUUUAA
Molecule: messenger RNA, 1623 nt
Organism: Torulaspora delbrueckii
Lineage: Eukaryota; Fungi; Ascomycota; Saccharomycetes; Saccharomycetales; Saccharomycetaceae
Gene: UGA3
Product: Uga3p
Exons: 1
Coding region: 1-1623 (540 amino acids)
Biological process (GO): positive regulation of transcription by RNA polymerase II
Cellular component (GO): nucleus
Molecular function (GO): DNA-binding transcription factor activity, RNA polymerase II-specific; zinc ion binding; transcription cis-regulatory region binding
Source: RefSeq, a predicted model, not a curated record